Gongylonema pulchrum is the source of this 408-nucleotide messenger RNA. The record is from the annotation of a GenBank genome assembly. NCBI's taxonomy places the organism in Eukaryota, Metazoa, Nematoda, Chromadorea, Rhabditida, Gongylonematidae.
AUGAAUCUGUUAACCGGCGUAAUGUGCGAAGCUGCGUCAUCGGAUCGCCUCAUUUUCAUGUUCAUACUUGCUGCUGCGUUCGUCACAGGGUUACCAGUAGUGCAAGAGGAUCGAUGUUUGGCUUUCGACGGCAUCGAACACGCUCUUCACGACGCAAUGAUACCGAAUCGAGAAGCAUUCUACAAAAUUUUUGAAGUUCUACAAAACGAAAAGAAGGAUUUUGCGGAUGGGAAGGCGGAGGUUCUCAUCGGAGUGACCUAUCGUCGCGGUGAUGGAUUUCGGUUGUUUGAUGGGAGUGCGCCGAAUGAUUUAAGCUUUCUGAAGUUCAAUCCGAUUGACAAUCUGGAUGACGAGGACAAUCAAACCAUACACUACUGUCUUCGCUUCACCAUUAAAGUUGGUAAGUAA